UUUUCUUUCUGUUUUUGUUUAUGCUGGCAUAGUGGCUACAAAAUAUUUUGUGACGUGACCGGAGAUUUCUUUUUAAUUUUUCAAAAUCUGUAAAAUUAAACAUGUUUAAUGAGUGAAACAUAGCAAUUUAAAACUUGUAAUAAGUCAAUAAUUUUUUUCGUAUUUCACUUCUACUAUUAAAAGAUAUGGCACCGCAAAAAGGAAAACAAGGUACAAAAGGCCAGAAACAAAUUGUGGAGGAAAAUAAAGAAACCUUAAAAUUUUACACAAUUAUGGCAGUAGGUGCUGAGCUUCUUUACAUUAUACCAAUGGUGACUGUAUUUUGGGAAUCCUAUUCUCUAUUUUUAAUUAUUUUGACAUCUCUAACAAUUCUUUUAUAUUCUGGAAGUCUUGAAUUUAUGCGAGGAAUGGCUAGAGCUACGUAUUCUGAGACUGGGCAGCUCCUUGAUGGAGGUAUUGAUCUCAAUAUGGAAGCUGGAUUUGCAGAACAUUUGAAAGAUUUAAUAAUAUUAACUGCAGCAGUUCAAGUUCUGUCCCUGAUAUCGACCUACUUUUGGUUGCUAUGGCUAGUGGCUCCUGGUAGAGCUUUUUAUCUUCUAUGGGUUAAUAUUCUCUCACCAUGGUUCUUUAGCCCAGCUCCAGAAGUGGAUGAAAAGAAACAAAAGAAAUUAGAAAGAAAGGCUAAGCGGCGUUAAACACACUUACUCCAAUCAAUAUUAAUUUAUUUUUCCAAUUUUGUUAUUACUGUGUUUUCUUAUGGAUUUCUAUUUUUGUUUAAUCUCUUUUCUAAUUAUGAUUGUUAUAAAAUUACAUUUUGAUUAUUAUUUAAUAUUUUACGAAAGUGCCUCUUUGAUACUUAUUUGAUUUGUGUAUUUGCAUGUUUUAUAAUUCAGAAUUAAUAUAUGUAUUUGUAUCAUUCAACUUGAAUUAUUUAUGAUGCAUUGAAUAUGCAUGAUUAUCUAAAGUAUAUAAUCCAUACAUAAAUCUAACAUGACAUAAUAAUGUAUCAUUAAAAAUAGCAUUUUUUUUAACUUCAUGAUAACUUUGAUACAGUAUCUCAUUAAACAUUUCAUUUUUAUUAUAAAUAUUAUUUAAAUAUAAAUAUCUGUAAAAAACAAUAAACUAUUUAUUGACCUGUAGAA
Parasteatoda tepidariorum (common house spider) is the source of this 1142-nucleotide messenger RNA. RefSeq names its product transmembrane protein 208. The record is from RefSeq and is a predicted model, not a curated record. Gene Ontology annotation, cellular component: intracellular membrane-bounded organelle. Gene Ontology annotation, biological process: vacuolar protein processing. NCBI's taxonomy places the organism in Eukaryota, Metazoa, Arthropoda, Arachnida, Araneae, Theridiidae.